CAAAUUUGCUUUUGACAAUUCAAAAGCAAAACAAAAGAAAAUGAAAUGGCUGAGGCUGCGGAAAAGAAAAAAUAUACGCGAAUAACAAAAUCGCAAUUGAAAUGGUAUGUUCAAUUCGUUAAAAAUAACCCGCUAAUUAUUAGUGGCAAAAAUACACCAUCAGACCCACAAGCUCAGAAAAGAUUGUGGAAUGAAGUUGCCAGGAAUCUCAACGCAAUGUAUGGGCCUGAUAAAACCCCGGAAAAGUGGAAAGAGUUUCAGGGUCGAUUACCCCACUGUGCAGCGGCCGCACCCAGGCGGGCAUCGAUGACAGAGAACCAAACCGAACCGCCUAAGGUAGAUGUGGCUCCUGAAAGCGAUAUGAAGAAAACUCAAAAUCAACAAGGCUUUAUCACAUAUCCAUCUCUAAAAACAUCGUCCAACAGAAUAUCACCUAGGAAAACCCAAUAUGUUUCUAUGGGAAACACAUCUAACGCCUCUACCAUAUACCCUGGAAGAAUGAGCCAAAAGGAUCGACGAUUAUUAAAAAUGAUAUUAGUUAUUUUUAUAUCUUUUCUUUUCUGUCAUUUGCCUAUAACUAUCACAAAAAUUUGGAAGGGCGCCACAGUGUUUCAUAUUGUUAAUAUAAGUGGAUAUUUACUUAUUUAUUUAACAACCUGUAUAAAUCCCCUCAUAUAUGUCUUCAUGUCCAAUGAAUACAGACAAGCAUAUUGGAAUUUACUGCGAUGUCGACAGAAAGCAUGAAUCGCCAAUGCUAUCCAGUUUUGGUAUAACUUGUGGUUAAUUUACAAGAGUUUUACAUAUACACAUGUGUUUUGCAUAUACAUACACAUUUUUUUAAGCAUCAAUUCACUUCACCAUUGUCAAAAACACAUUCUUAAUUCAAAGAUACUCCAACUAUAAGUAAGUACAUACAUAUCCAGGGCUGCCAAUUUAGCUCUUUUCCCGUCAAAUCUGGCUUUUUCGAAGUCCAUUUAGCGGCAGGAAAUUAGAAAUUGCGGGGAGGGGGAAAUCCAGCUUUUUGAGAAAUUUUUUGACGGAUUUUUAGCUUUUUCCCUUAUACAAUA
Messenger RNA from Rhagoletis zephyria (snowberry fruit fly), 1067 nucleotides. RefSeq names its product cholecystokinin receptor-like. Gene Ontology annotation, biological process: G protein-coupled receptor signaling pathway. The record is from RefSeq and is a predicted model, not a curated record. Gene Ontology annotation, cellular component: membrane. Gene Ontology annotation, molecular function: G protein-coupled receptor activity. Lineage: Eukaryota; Metazoa; Arthropoda; Insecta; Diptera; Tephritidae.